CUAGUACUACUAGUACUAGUGCCUGGGAGACUGGGACAUGCUGAGAAGAGGUUUUCUAGUCCUCGUGAUCAUGGUCAGCUCACAUGAUUUUCUGUAGCAUCGUCGUUGACAGAAGUCCCGAAAAUGCCCCUCAAUAAUAAUGAACACAUCUACCUUACCACCUAGUAGAUAUACCUGUAUCCCAAACAUUGGUUCGAGGUGGAUCUCGCUCCCCUCAAGCUAAACCGAGUCUAGAUUGCUCCAGCGAACGAGUCCAGGACGAUUCCAGGUCCACGUAGACCACCAAAGCUUGCUCCUUGCCGCGAGGAGCGUGCUUGUCACUCAUUGGAGGAGUUUGCCACCCCGCCUCCAGCUCCGAGCAUUACCAGAAUUUCGAAGGUCUUUGGACACCUUCCUGAGGACCAUCUCUCCCAGUUGCGUUGGUACCAAAGAACCGCUGCUUCGCUGGAGCAAUGGCUCCAAUCAACUGGUUUCUUGUCGCUGUUGCGGUGGGAUGCGGAGCGGUGCACCUGGCGGCUGAGUCCGCUGCGACGCCAAAUAUUAUUUUCCUUCAUGUGGAUAGCAUGGACGGCCGAACGGCUCUGGAGGACUCGCCGGCGCUCACCCCGAACUUGGACAAGCUGGCGAAGAGGGGCGUCCGCUUUGAUAACACGUACUGCGCUGCUCCGGAGUGCGUGCCGUCCAGAAGUGCACUAUGGUCCGGCAGACGACCUGAUCAAACAGGAGUGUGGGCGAACGGGCAUGGCCUGCCGCCCGACUACCCAAUCAUCAUGGAGCAAGUGGGCAAGGUUGGCUACGACACUGAGUUCAUAGGGCGUCAUGAUUUCAACUCGGGUCACCACAGCCUGAGUGCUAAUCUCAGUACGUGGGUACGACCAGUGCCCGGCUUCGCCAUUCCGUCCGAGGACCGGCCCUUUCCGUCCGUUCACGACUCGCAGACGGUGAGAUUCCACGGCGGGGACUGGGCCAACGCGGACAAGUGCAUCGAGUGGCUGAAGGGCCGCCAGAACAACACGACCCCGUUCAUGCUGUCGUGUGGCUUCGGCUGCCCGCAUCCCGGCUACUCGACAUCCCAGUACUGGCUGACGACGGGCGUGAACAAGACACGCAUCACACUCCCGCAGUGGAAGGCCGAAAGCGAGAUGCACCCUGUGCAGCUGUACGAGACGAUCACCAAGAACUGCUCGGGCAACUGGAGCACUGAGGAGGUACAUGACAUCCGGGCCGUGUACUACGCCAUGGUGGCCGAGGCAGACGGCUUUGUCGGCAGCAUUCUGGACACGAUAGGCAGCAGCGGCAGCUUGCUGAACAACACUGUGGUGGUGUUCUGGUCAGAUCACGGUGACAUGACCAUGGAUCACAAGCAGUUCUACAAGGAGACGGCGCUCGAGGGCAGUGCGCGCGUACCGCUGAUUAUUGCCGGUCCGCCCGGGUCGGGCAUACGCAAGGGCAGCACCGUGCAGAGGGCCACGAGCCUGAUCGACCUGUUCCCGACCGUCAUGGAUCUAGCCAAGGCGCAGCAUCCCACGGGCCUAGCCGGCUACUCUCUGCUGCCGGACCUGAUGAAUGUGAGCAGCAUGCACGCAUGGCUAAAUGAUGACUCGAGCGCAUGCGUAUCUGAGUCACGAUUCGACGAGCUGAUGGCCGACCCUCACCCGGACUAUGUACUUCUACAGGCACACAUGGACCACUCCAGUACUGGGCAGUUCAUGUUGCGGCAGAACAACUGGAAGUACAUUGAGUACGCCGGGGGCUACGACCCGGAGCUAUUCGAUCUCGACACGGACCCGAACGAGCUGAACAGCGUUGCCACGUUGCAAACCACCGUUCUAAGCCAGAUGAAAGCCCUGCUGCGCACACUUCUCGAUCCAGACGAGGUUGAUGCGCAGGCUAAGGCCUUCGACAAGCAGUCGUUUGCGACCUGGAAAGAGUCACUCGGGGAUAAAUACAAUUCCACAAUCGGCUCUAAAAACAUUCGCUGGCAUUGGUCAUGGCAGAAAAACCCAGAGCUAUACUUGUCUCUGAUUGACAAGUGGCUCAACAGUAAGUGAAUCGAAUGACGGCUUUCAGAACUGUGACUUCUUAUGAGUCAACCAGGUUGAUGUCGAAGAUACUGUUUGUGUCUAGCGAAUUUUUUCUUUCGCACUUUAUCAUGCCAUGGAAUGUCUCAGUGCUCUUUGUCAGUCUGUGCUACAUUGUGCACAUCUAACUGUUCAAUUUGAAUGGUGGACCCUUACGCAUACAUGUAGUUUGUGCCGCAGUGUUUUCACUUGUAUCUCUGACACAGCUUUUUCGUUAUUCCUGCUAAAUGGGCGAGUUGUCCGUUUAGUUUGCCUGCAAUACAUGACGUGUAUUGUAGAAAUUCGAACUGGCAUUGGAAUUGCUUUUCAUAUCGAGAACAAUCUUUUUAAAAAAAGGUUUGU
Molecule: messenger RNA, 2423 nt
Organism: Sycon ciliatum
Lineage: Eukaryota; Metazoa; Porifera; Calcarea; Leucosolenida; Sycettidae
Product: arylsulfatase K-like
Exons: 1
Coding region: 453-2051 (532 amino acids)
Molecular function (GO): arylsulfatase activity; glucuronate-2-sulfatase activity
Source: RefSeq, a predicted model, not a curated record